GUAUUUUUAACUAUUCAUAUAUAUAUGUUUAGUCUCUCUGCAGUUUGAAUUCAAACAUUUGUGCUCUCUCAUCUCAAAAACUACACUAAAGCUAUAAAUCAUCAAUCAUCUAAAAUCUUCAAAAAGCAAUGGAUUAUUCAAAAACCGAAGAAACACCGAUAAACGAAGAACAAGGGUCAACAAAUUCAUCUGAAAGCAGAAGCAAUGAAGAGUUAUUCUCUGAUUGUGAUCAACAACAUUCUUCCAUAGCUAACGAGUUCGGACUAACGGAGUUGCCUAAAGACGAUAAAGUUUACGAGCUUAUCUACCGUCAUUGCCAAUCUAAGCUAACUUCUCACUUAAGCAAUCAGUUUGAGAUUGUAUCAAUUCUCAAGAACGGAUUUCAAACACCAUUAGGACAAGCUAAGCUUAAAGCCUUUCAAAUAUACGCUGAGUCUGUUGCAAAGAAAAGCGGCAGCUGCUGUGGAAACAAAGCUGCGGUGGCUGAAGCGGCGAGAGUGAAAUACGGUUGUUGCGGUGUGGAGAAGGAAGAGUUAAAAGCGAUUCUAAUGUAUGGAUUUAGCAACAAUGCCUUAUGUCUCUCACCAGACAAUGCUCCUCUUCAAUGUAUGAUAGAUCCUUCAUCAUCUUGUAACGAAGACGGGAUUAGCUUCUUGCUGUUUUCAAGAAUUAUUAUGGGAAAAUCAGAGGUUGUGUGCUCGACAUCACAAUCGUAUCCGAGUUCUAUGGAGUUUGAUUCAGGUGUAGACAGUUUGACAUCUCCAAACAAGUAUAUUAUUUGGAGCACACACAUGAACACUCAUGUUUUGCCUGAGUUUGUUGUUUGCAUCAAAACUCCAUCUAUCUUGAAAAGAAAAAACCCGAAAUCUCCUUGGAUUUCGUUUCCGGUCUUAAUCAACUCGAUAUCAAAGUUUCUAAAUCAAUCGCAAAUCCGUCUCAUUCAUAAACACUAUAAAGAACAUCAAGAUAGGAGAAUCUCGCGGUGUGAGUUGAUUCAACGCCUGAGAAGUAUAACUGGAGAUAGCUUAUUGGUUCAAAUCAUCAAAUCUGUUGGACAAAAGGUACAUAAAGACACAUGAAUACAAACCAUUUCUGGUUUUGUUUCUCAUACAUAACUUCCACAAUGCUGGUUCUUCGAUUAUGUUUCUCCGAUAAAUGUACAGUCACAGCGUGGCUAAACGCAUCGAUAUAAAGAGUAGUCGUUUAUUAGCUACAAUGUUGAUUACACUAGAAUUUGGAUGUGUC
Molecule: messenger RNA, 1245 nt
Organism: Arabidopsis thaliana (thale cress)
Lineage: Eukaryota; Viridiplantae; Streptophyta; Magnoliopsida; Brassicales; Brassicaceae
Gene: SRO4
Exons: 5
Coding region: 129-1079 (316 amino acids)
Cellular component (GO): nucleus
Molecular function (GO): NAD+ poly-ADP-ribosyltransferase activity
Source: RefSeq, marked reviewed